AUAAAUUAAAAUGGUUUUUAGUUUAAAAAAAAAUCUUGUGCCUAUUUAAACCAUAGCAUAGAUGUGCCCUUGCUCCAUGAAAUAAAACCAGAGUUUUUUCCUUUCUUCUUCCUUGUAUGAAGAGAUCUAUGGAGACUCCACCUUGCUCCCAAGAUGUCAAGGAGGAGAUUGUGGAAGCAUGGUACAUGAAUGACAGUGAGAAGGAAGAUUACAGAUUGCCUAGACACUGUGAGCCAAAGGAAUUUGUUUCUUUGGAAAAACUUCAAGAGCUUGGAGUUUUGACUUGGAGUGUCCAUGGCGAUGACUAUGAGAAUGAAGAAGAUGUGAAGCAAAUUCGUGAAUCGGAAGGCUACUCCCACAGUUUCAUGGUAGAUAUACAUCCAGAGAGGAUGCCAAACUUUGAGCUGAUGGUGAAGAGAUUCUUUUUGGAGCACCUCCACCCUCACCCUGAGAUUUCUUAUUGUAUCCAAGGCACUGGGUAUCAUGAUGUGAGGGAUGAAAAUGAUCGAUGGAUUCGGAUAGCAGUGAAGGAAGGGGUCAUGAUCUUGUUGCCCGCUGGAAUUUAUCAUCGUUUUACCCUCGACACUAACAACUACUUGAAGGCUGUACUCUUCAGCGCUGGUCCACCAGCUGAGUUCAGCACCUAUGAAGGUCCCUGUGAAGACCUUCCUGCAAGGAAGCUGUAUGUAGAGGCAUUUCACAAGGCAAUGCGAAGGUAGUAGUUACUAAUGGAGAUCUAUCAAAUGAAUAUCUGUAUUACUCAAUAUAUUGAUGAUGUGUGUGGUUUGUAAGAAUGAUUGUUAUGUUUCUUGAAUUUCUAUAAAGGGAUGUUUUAUCAUUCUAAGAGCUAUUUGUUAUUUUUGCAUCUUUAUGAUAAACAAAUUCACAAUUGAAA
Zingiber officinale is the source of this 895-nucleotide messenger RNA. RefSeq names its product 1,2-dihydroxy-3-keto-5-methylthiopentene dioxygenase 2-like. The record is from RefSeq and is a predicted model, not a curated record. The coding region runs from base 117 to 719 and encodes 200 amino acids. Lineage: Eukaryota; Viridiplantae; Streptophyta; Magnoliopsida; Zingiberales; Zingiberaceae. Gene Ontology annotation, molecular function: acireductone dioxygenase [iron(II)-requiring] activity. The transcript is spliced from 7 exons.